Lodderomyces parapsilosis is the source of this 762-nucleotide messenger RNA. RefSeq lists its product as uncharacterized. NCBI's taxonomy places the organism in Eukaryota, Fungi, Ascomycota, Pichiomycetes, Serinales, Debaryomycetaceae. The coding region runs from base 1 to 762 and encodes 253 amino acids. The record is from RefSeq and is a predicted model, not a curated record. Gene Ontology annotation, cellular component: endomembrane system; membrane. The transcript has a single exon.
AUGGCAGCUACACAUGGAAUCUCAUCAACCAAACAUUACAGCAGUGGCCACAGAGCUGCGCUGAGACGAAAAGUGGGUAACCCUUACAUCACCACUAUUGAUUUCAUUUCCAUUGUUAUUGGAUUCUAUGGAUACCACAAAAUCACUACAAUUCAACUACCUCCUCACUUGGAAGAUGCAGGACACUGGCAAUUCUUGACAAACUUGUCACUAGUGUACUCCCUUUUCGUAUUCAUUGUGGGAUUCAUUGCCCACAUUACCAAAUCACAAACAUUGUUUCUUUUCAAAAAUAAUUUACACCCUAUUGGACUUGCUUUGGAGACUAUUGUUGCUGGUGUUUAUUGGCCUUUACGAUUAUUUUGUCUUCAUUUAUUGACUAAAGACCCAGCCAAUUUCAACUUACCAUUAACUACUGAUCUUUGCAUCCAUUUGAUGCCAGUUGUUAGUUUGCUCAUUGAUUAUUUGAUCUUUAUGCCAAGAUGGACCAUUUCCAAUAAUACUGCAUUAGGGUUUGUUGUGUUGUUGACUACAUUUUAUUGGUUCUUGUUGGAUAACUUGAUUGAUGUUGAUAAUGGUGGUAGUUACCCUUAUGAGUUUUUGAAUGUUGAAAAAGAUGGUCAGCGUAUUUUUGUGUUUGCUGUUGUUGCAUUGGUUGCUUUCGCUCAGUUUUUGUUUAUGAGAAGAGUUUACGAUUGGAUUGUUGGCAAGACUGAAGACGCUUCUGAAAGGAUUGAUCAGGAAUUAGACAAAAAGGAGUUGUAA